GUUUAAAUCAGCCUUACAAGCACUAGAGAAGGAUAAAGUCUCCGUUGAGGCCACUGAGAUAGGUAUUCGCAUAAUUGAGCACAUCGGCCUUGUAUAUAUGGGCCAAGACAAGUGGGCCGAUGCUAGGCUGAUGUUUCAGCGUGCAUUCAAAGGCUACAAGAAGCUUUUCGGACAGAAACACGAAUCGACGCUUCGUACAAUUAAUCAUCUCGGAACUCUCUGUCUCAAACAAGGGAGGAUCAAACAGGCUGAGAAGACAUUCAAUGGCGCAUUGCGUUUGGAAGCUGCGCUUAGUAGUGAUCGGUUAUCCAUGCCUAGGACCGCGAAUAAUGUAGGUCUGUUGUACUGUAUUCAAGGAAGGUGGACUGAAGCUGAGAGUAUUCUCCAGCACGCGCUGGAACAAUUUGAAACAUGCCUAGGUAGGGGGCACAUGUCCACACUGCGCACAAUCCACGAACUGGGUGUGCUUUAUUGGAGCCAGGGAAAGCAUAUAGAGGCGAAGCAGAUGUACCUCUGCGCGCUGCAGGGAUACGAGAGGGCUCUCAGCCCCGAGCAUAUAAUGACUCUCCGUGCUGUCAAUUGUUUGGGCGUACUCUACUGGAAUCAAGGCAGACGCACCGAGGCCAGGAACAUGUUCCGGCGGGCAUGUAACGGACUGGAGAAUCUCCUUGGCCCGGAACAUACAUCUACUCUGCACGUAAUCAAUAAUCUGGGAAUUCUCUACUGGAGUCAGGGAAAGUUGUCAGAAGCUAAGGGACUGUUCAAUCGGGCAUUCAGAGGAUUGACCGAAAGACUGGGAUGUCGGCAUCCUUCCACACUAUGUGUGCGUAAUAACCUGGCUAACCUGCACAUGGGUGAGGAUAGGGAGGAUAGGGCUAAGGAAAGCUACAAAUACGUGUUGGAGGGCCUGAACGAAACAUUUGGUCCUAAUCAUACUACAACAGCUCACGUGGCGAGGAACUUGGGCAACCUGUAUUUGAUCCAGGGCAACCUAAACGACGCAAGGGAUAUGUUUGCACAGGCCUCAAUGGGGAUGGACAUGUCCGUACGCCCCAUGCACGAGAUGAUCAAUGCAGCUUUUGCCCUAAUUGAUCAUUGACUGUUCACUGUAUCUAGGAUUGGCUCUAUCCGAUGGCUAAGCGACGCACUAACCAG
Molecule: messenger RNA, 1155 nt
Organism: Aspergillus alliaceus
Lineage: Eukaryota; Fungi; Ascomycota; Eurotiomycetes; Eurotiales; Aspergillaceae
Product: TPR-like protein
Exons: 1
Coding region: 98-1099 (333 amino acids)
Cellular component (GO): kinesin complex
Molecular function (GO): protein binding
Source: RefSeq, a predicted model, not a curated record